Messenger RNA from Procambarus clarkii (red swamp crayfish), 1529 nucleotides. RefSeq names its product ketimine reductase mu-crystallin. Gene Ontology annotation, molecular function: hormone binding. The record is from RefSeq and is a predicted model, not a curated record. NCBI's taxonomy places the organism in Eukaryota, Metazoa, Arthropoda, Malacostraca, Decapoda, Cambaridae. Gene Ontology annotation, cellular component: cytoplasm.
CUCGUAGUUAUUCUUUUGGUUUUACCUUCAUACUACAUUCACAGAAAUAUGAUUGGUUUCGUCGUCUAUUGAUUAUCCCAGAGGUGUUCUGCGAUCAAAAUCAACACCGCGUUUGAAAAUAUGACUUCAACCAAAGCUCCUCAAUUACAACAAUCAACCCCGGGGUGGGUGAAGUGGAUUAGUGAUGAAGAUGUUUUCCGAGUACUGACAUGGGAUCGACUACUACCAGCUGUGCAUCGGUCAUUGGUAGCUUACACUCAGGGCCCUGACCAUCCACAAGGAGCUGUACAACCUCUUCGUACCUGGGUAAAAAUACCUGAACAUCAAGGAAACAUGAUUGUGAUGCCAGGGUUAUUGAAAGAUGAUGCACUAGUUGUCAAGAUUAUCACUCACUUCCCUAUGAAUGCAGCACGGGGUCUCAGCUCCUUCAGUGCUCUCAUUGUACUUAUGCGUCAUGACUCUGGCCUUCCUGUUGCGAUCCUUCAAGGUGAGGCUAUCACAGAGUUAAGAACAGCUGCAGCUUCUGCAGUUGCAACUCGUGAGAUAUUGCAAGGAAGGAAAGACCUGGAUGAGAGUGGCAUUAUAGUUGCAGUUUUAGGAGCUGGGGCACAAGGUCGUUCACAUGCCCGUGUUAUGGCACACAUCCUUAAGCCAAGAAAGAUCAUGAUUUGGGCAAGAAGGUUGGAGGCAUCCCAAGAGUUGUGUGAAACUCUUAACUCUGAAGGAAUACCUGCAGAAGUUGCAUCUAGUAUACAGGAAGCAGUCAAAGAUGCUGAUGUGAUCAACUCGUGCACUGCAACUUCCACUCCCAUCUUGAAAGCUGAAUGGGUUAAACCAAAGGCACACAUAAAUAGUGUUGGAGCCCCUUCCCCAAAUAUGCAAGAGAUGGAAGAAAACCUGGUACGGGAAGCAACCGUUUAUACCGACAGUUAUGAAGCUGCCAGGAAUGAGUCGGGAGAUAUCAUCAAAUCUGGGGCUGCAGUGUUUGCCGAAAUUGGAGAAGUAAUUCUUCAGACUAAACCAGUUCUGCAUGACAAAAUUACAAUUUUUAAGUCUCUUGGUUUGGCUGUUGAAGAUGCAGUGUCUGCCCAGCUUGUUUACGAGUUACUAAAAUCAGAGGAAAAUAAAUAAUUCAGAAGCAAAAAAUACUGUGAUUUAAGACUGUUCUCAAGAAAAUGAAAAUGCUUUAACCAUUACAUAUUAAGACAAAAUAAAAAUAGGAAAAGUUAUUUAGUGAAACUAUAUGCAAUUUGUAUAGAUAGUUCAAUCAUUUAAUUGUCUAAGAAUGUAAAAUUAUAUUUGACACAAAAGUGAAUGUGAGAGGGAGAACAGACACUCAACUACAGUAUGUCAUGUGAUGAGAUCAAGAUUGGGAUCAGUAAGUUAAAAGGAUGUUUAGUUAAGAUUUGUCUCCUCUUCCAGCAACUAUAAAAACAAAAUAAGAUUGUGCUCGUCCAAAUGAAGGUUGUAGUUGUGUCACAAGGGGCUUGCCACCUACUGUAUAUAAAAUACAUCAUAUUCCAAUCAAA